AUGCUGUCCAAAGUUUUAAAUACCUUUUCCAGGCGUGCUCCUUUCAGACAGAUGAGUUCAGGGCCUUCAUCAGAGCCUAACUUCUUAGAGAUGGUUAACAUGUACUUCGAUAAGGCUGCAAAACAUACAGAUAUCAAGCCAGAAGUUCUCGAAUUGAUUAAAACAUGUGACACAGUCCUACGUGUAACCCUUCCCCUUAAAAGAGAUGAUGGAUCAAUUAAAUACUACAAAGCUUAUAGAGCCCAGCAUUCUCAUCACAGGCUUCCUUGUAAAGGAGGCACCAGAUAUGCUCUGGACGUUGAUCUCAACGAAGUUGAAGCUUUAUCUUUCUUGAUGACUCUCAAAUGUGCAUGUGUCAACUUGCCUUUUGGAGGUGGAAAAGGAGGCAUUACUGUGGAUCCGAAGACACUGUCACUUGGAGAAAGAGAAAGACUGACCAGACGUUAUGCACUUGAAUUGAGCAAAAAAGGAUUUUUAAGCCCUGCUGCUGAUGUUCCUGGACCUGAUCUAGGCACUGGCGAGCUUGAAAUGGCCUGGAUGAUGGAUACUUAUAAAUCGCUGAACCCUACAAAUCUCAAUGCAGUCGCGUGCACGACUGGAAAGCCAUUAGAAAUGGGAGGAAUUCCUGGCAGAGCUGAAUCAACUGGUCUUGGGUUAUAUUAUGCGUUAAGGGAAUUUUUGAAAGACAAGAAAUACACUGAUAAGGUUGAGCUGCCUACUGGAAUUAAUGGGAAAAAAGUAUAUAUUUACCAAUUGAAUGCAAAUAAUUUGAAAUCAUAUUUUUUAAUAAAAUAUUUACUAUAAAUUGCAUAAUUGUUCAAGGUUUUGGUAACGUCGGCUAUUGGGCUUGCCACUUCCUCCAAAAAGAUGGUGCAAAAAUUCUUGGAGUAAUUGAGCCAAGUGGAUCUGUUUUCAAUGAAAACGGAAUUGAUGUUGAUGAUCUCAAAGCUUUUAUGAUCCAGCACAGAACGCUUAAAGGCUAUCCAAAAGCUGAAUUAGUAGAAGACGGCCAAGAAGUUUUCACAAGAAAAACUGACAUCAUAAUACCAGCUGCUGUUGAAAGAUCAGUCCAUGGUGGCAAUGCCCCUAACUUCCAAUGCAAAAUUUUAGCUGAAGGAGCAAAUGGACCAACCACUCCUAAAGGAGAAGAAGCUUUAGAAAAGAAAGGUGUUCUAGUUCUCCCAGACUUAUUGAUGAACGCUGGUGGAGUCUUAAAUUUAAACUUGCUAUAGAUUUGCUUCUACCUAUUGAUAGCUCAGUCGCCAAGGUUCCCCUAGAGAAUUCAAUGCUUUACUAGGUUUCCAGGAGAACUUGCUCAAGAUUUGCUUGGCAAGUUAGCUCGAACACCAUUUUCCUCUUUUUCAUUGCCUGAUACUAUGCGCCUGUGAUAUAGGGCUCUGUAUCUCCGUCUCCUCCUUGCCUUCUCAGCUCCAGUUUUGAGCGGCAGGAUAUGGAUUUCUGCUGUAUGCUGCUUGGGCUGAACGAAGGUUGCCCAGAUAAUCCCAAAAAAUUGAAUUUCUGGUCGACUAUCGGCAGAAAGGAAAAUACGAAGCCAGGGGGUGCACUCUCGGUCUCGUACUAGGGAAUUGCUCGAUAGUGUAGAUAUUGGCUGUAGUCUUGGCUGAGCUUCCCCUUUCCAACUCCAUACCUUCUUUUACUUGACUCCCCCUUUAAAUUGGAACCAAAUAUCGGUAAAUUGCCAAUUUUUGGUAAAUUAAACCCCUUUAAACGAAAAAAAUUUAAUUUUUUUCAAUGAAAAUUUUAUAGAUGAAAAUAUGUUUUUUAUAUAAAAAGCUUUGACCUUAUUUAAUGAGGGAGUUCAAAUUUUUUAUUUUUAAAACACACAAAAAUUUUUACCGUUAAAAUUUUAUAUUAAUUUUUUGAAAAAAUUUGUUCCAACUUAAUGGGGAGGGGAGAGAGGUAUAUCCAGUCCUGGAAGUGGACUAGGGCUAGGCUCUGCACAUUGCCAGAAUUGCUUAACUAGCAUAGCUGCCCACUCUAGGUUGAUAGAACCUUGUCGGUAUGAUUAAAUAUGUGCUCCUGCUCUGUAACUUCCUUUUCCUCGAGAUAAUUCAAUAGCUUUUUAAAUUGCCAGAAUUGCUUACCCAGUAUAGCUCUCAAUUUCUGGGCUAACAAAACCAUAUGAGUUCGAGGCUGUAUGCCAAAACGCCAUAUUUAAUUGCCAACUCUGGUGGUGUUACUGUAUCAUUCUUUGAAUAUGUCAAAAACUUAGGACAUAUUAAGCCUGGCCUUUUAACAAAGAGAUGGCAAGGCAAAAGAAAUAGAAGCAUCAUUGAGGCCAUUGCAACAUUAAAAGGAAUUUCACAAGUAGAACUUGAAGCAAAAAGUGCUGAUUGGAAGAAAUUAGCUGAAGGAGCAAGCGAGCUUGAUCUAGUGUACUCAGGCUUGGAACAAAUUAUGAGUGAAGCUGUCCAUGAAACUAAAGAAACUAGUGAAAGACUUGGAGUGAACUUGAGAAUCGCAGCCUAUGUAAACUCUCUUCAAAGAAUUGAUGAUGCAACUCUCAAAGGAACAAUAGGACUCUAA
Molecule: messenger RNA, 2547 nt
Organism: Blepharisma stoltei
Lineage: Eukaryota; Ciliophora; Heterotrichea; Heterotrichida; Blepharismidae
Source: the annotation of a GenBank genome assembly